AUGGCGACACGGCAGCGCCUGCUUGCCCAUGUGGCCUCACUCAUCCCCGCUGCCCGGGGCUCGGACUGCACGCUCGUCGGUGUUGACGGACGCGACGGUGCAGGCAAGACAUUCUUCGCUGACGAGCUCGCCGCCGCCGCGGAACACGGAGGGCGCACCGUCGUUCGCAUCUCUCUCGACGACUUCCACCACCAGCGCGCGCGGCGCUACCGGCUAGGCUCGCAAUCUCCCGAAGGCUUCUUCAUGGACAGCUACGACUACGAGGCCUUUGCAGAGCGCGUCCUGCGCCCGCUGGGACGCGGCGGUUCGCGUGUCUACAGGACGCGCAGCCACGAUCUCGCCACGGACCGCAUCCUGGACGACAACGAGGAGCCGUCCCACGUCGCGGACCCGGGGUCCGUGGUGAUCGUCGACGGCAUGUUUCUGCACCGAGACGAGAUGCGCGGCGCGUGGGCCUUUUCGGUGUUUCUGGAUGUGGAGGCGGAGUUGUGCGCUGAGCGGAUGAGGCUCAGGGACGGGACGGCGCCGCCGCUGGUGCCCGAGGCGAGAUAUUUCGGUGGUCAGCUCUUGUACUUUCAGUCGUGCAAACCGUGGGAGAGGGCAACUUUGGUCGUCGACAACUCGAAGGUUGAUGCGCCUGUCUUGAAGAGCCCCAGCGCAGGUCGGGGAGGCGUUGAAGCGCAGUAA
This is a messenger RNA of Purpureocillium lilacinum, 687 nucleotides long. RefSeq lists its product as uncharacterized. The record is from RefSeq and is a predicted model, not a curated record. Gene Ontology annotation, molecular function: ATP binding; kinase activity. NCBI's taxonomy places the organism in Eukaryota, Fungi, Ascomycota, Sordariomycetes, Hypocreales, Ophiocordycipitaceae.